Messenger RNA from Apis mellifera (honey bee), 2155 nucleotides. RefSeq names its product protein disulfide-isomerase A3. The coding region runs from base 137 to 1609 and encodes 490 amino acids. Gene Ontology annotation, cellular component: endoplasmic reticulum. The record is from RefSeq and is a predicted model, not a curated record. Gene Ontology annotation, biological process: response to endoplasmic reticulum stress; protein folding. Gene Ontology annotation, molecular function: protein disulfide isomerase activity. The transcript has 5 exons. NCBI's taxonomy places the organism in Eukaryota, Metazoa, Arthropoda, Insecta, Hymenoptera, Apidae.
ACUCAGUAGAAAUAGCCAAUCAGGACACGACAGCACUGCGUGGCUAUCUUGGCUAACUUAUUGUUGAAGCCACGUCGAGCAGUAUCUUUUGAAGAAAACGAUUAGAUUGAAUUUGAUUUAAAAAUAAGUUUCCACAAUGCUAUUUAAAUAUUUUAACUUUCUUUUUUUGGUUUUCGCUUCAGUCUUAGCUGAAGAAAAAGAUGUGGUGGAGCUAACCGACGAAACUUUUAGCCAUGAAUUAGAACGGCUUGAAAACACGCUUGUUAUGUUUUACGCACCAUGGUGUGGUCAUUGCAAACGAUUGAAACCAGAAUAUGCAAAAGCUGCUGAAAUGCUUUUAGAUAAUGAUCCAUCAAUUACUCUUGCUAAAGUUGAUUGUACAGAAAGUGGAAAGGAUACUUGUAAUAAAUAUUCUGUUAGUGGUUAUCCAACAUUAAAGAUCUUUUCUAAAGGUGAUUUUGUUAGUGAUUACAAUGGACCUAGAGAAGCUGUUGGCAUUGCUAAGUAUAUGAAGGCACAAGUUGGUCCAGCAUCUAAAGAAUUAAAUGAAGAAAAUUGUUUAAAGUCAUUUUUAGAUUCUGAUGAAGUAAGUGUUGUAGGUUUCUUUGAAAAAGAAGAUUUAUCUUUAGCAACAACUUUUCAUGCGGUUUCUAAAAAACUUAAAGAAAAAGUUAGAUUUGCACACACAACUGCCAAAUCACUUAUGGAAAAAGAAGGAUAUAAGAAUACUAUUGUUUUAUAUAGACCAAAAAUUUUGCAAAAUAAAUUUGAAGCAAACAUUGUGAAAUAUGAUGAAACUAUGGGUGAUAUUCAAGAAUUUAUUAAUAAGAAUUAUUUUGGUAUUGCGGGAGUUCGUACACGAGAUAAUACAGCAGAAUUUAAAAAUCCAUUAGUUGUUGCAUAUUAUGCAGUAGAUUAUAUCAAGAAUUCAAAGGGUACAAACUAUUGGCGUAAUAGAAUUAUCAAAGUUGCUAAGGACUUCCCUAAUUUGAACUUUGCUAUUUCUUCCAAAGAUGAUUUUCAGCAUGAAUUGAAUGAUUUUGGAAUUGAUUUUGUUAAAGGUGAUAAACCUGUUAUAUUGGCACGAAAUAUUAAUAACCAAAAAUUUGUUAUGAAAGAUGAAUUCUCUGUUAGUACAUUUGAAGCAUUUUUAAAAGAUAUGGAAGCUGGUGUUUUAGAACCAUAUCUAAAGUCUGAACCAAUUCCUGAAGAUAAUUCUGGAAAUGUUAAAAUUGCGGUAGCCCGAAAUUUUGACGAACUUGUUACAAAUAAUGACAAAGAUACAUUGAUUGAAUUUUAUGCACCUUGGUGCGGUCAUUGUAAAAAAUUAGCUCCUGUUUAUGAUGAAUUAGGAGAAAAACUUGCGAAUGAGGAUGUUGAGAUCAUAAAGUUUGAUGCUACUGCUAAUGAUGUUCCUGGCCCAUAUGAAGUUCGAGGUUUUCCUACACUUUAUUGGGCACCUAAAAACUCUAAAAAUAAUCCAGUCAAAUAUGAAGGUGGCAGAGAGCUUGAUGAUUUUAUUAAAUAUAUUGCUAAACAUGCAACUAAUGAGUUAAAAGGAUUUGAUCGUAAAGGCAAAAGUGUUAAACCGAAGAGUGAUGAAUUGUAAAUUUUUUCACUACAGAUAUGUGGUUGGUUUAUUACAUACAAUUUUAACAUAUAUCUCAGCAAAACUUGAACUGAAAUUUUCUUUGUACAAUUUAUGAGUGUGAGAAAAGUACUGUAUCUAGCUAAAAACAUAAAAGCAAAAAAUUUUUCUAACUCCAGAGACAGAUUAGAAAGCAAUUAAAAAUCUUUGGUAAUGCAACUGCAUUUAUUUUACAAUGUAUUUGAAAAAGUGAAUAACUAGAGUAGGAUCAUCUAUAUAUUAUAUAACUUUAUAAUGUUAUAUAUUAUGUAAACUGUGCAGAAUUGAUAUUAUAUCAAAGUUUUCCAGAUCUAACAAAUAAUACUUAACAUUUAAUUUUUCAUUCCAUUUUUCAUAUUUUAUUAUAUAUUAGAUUGAAGUCAAUAAAUUAUCUUAUUUAUAUCAAAAAUAAAAUAAAUGUUUUUUUAUAAAAUUUUGCACUGAGAAUCUAAUAAUAUCUUCAUUUUUUUAGUAUUAAGCUCCCUAAUAUAUAAUUUUUAUAUAAAUAAAAAUUCAUUGUACAAUAUA